GGAGGCUCGUUUUCAGAGCACAUGAUUGUGUUAACGCUGGGGUUCCACUAUAGGGCUCUGAUUCCGGUCCGAGGCUGAGAAUAAAGAGACAACAAAGAGUUUACAUCCACUGAAGGGACCAGGAUCGUUCUAACUGUUUUUAGUUCUUAGUGGUUUUAUAUCUGAGGAAAAAACAAAGAAAAUAGUGCUCUCCGCGCGUAAGAGAAAAAGUUCACCAUAAUGGACAUGCAUUGAGCGGCUUCGGAGCAUCACAAACUCUGACAUUUUCAGCCUACUCAGGAGUUUGUUCGGGAUCUAAGAGAGAUUUAUAACUUUUGUUUUAAUUCCCGCUGUGACGGUGAGGCUCGGAGGAGAGCGGAGAAAUCGUCUUGGGAAAAGCCGGAGGAGUGCGCACGGCUCGGCGCUGCACUGACCAGAAGACAGGACACGGGAGCAAGGUUAUGAUGCAACUGAGCUGAACAUGGACUUUUUCUGGAUUUUGUUAUUUUGCUGCAUUUGCUCACAUGCCUGGGCACAAGGAGUUUAUGCCCCUGCCAAUGCCCAGAUCGUGCACUCAGGCGCAGCUUGUAACGUCAAGGAUGAUAACAUCAGUGAGAGGAUCUACACCAUCAAAGAAGGAGACACACUAGUGCUUCAGUGCAUAGUCAAAGGACACCCGCGGCCACAGGUUCGGUGGACAAAGACAGCUGGCAGUGCUUCAGACAAGUUCCAGGAGACAUCCAUCUACAACGAGACGCUGCGGAUCGAGGGCAUCCAGAGGGUGCAGGGCGGCCGCUACUACUGCAAGGCCGACAACGGGGUGGGGGUGGCUGCCAUCAAGUCCAUCCGUGUAGAUGUGCAGUAUCUUGACACACCUGUCCUGACAGUGCACCAGACCAUCAGUGAUGUGCGGGGCAGUUAUUACCAGGAGAAAACUGUGUUUUUGCGUUGCACCGUCAACUCUAACCCUCCUGCGCGCUUCAUCUGGAAACGAGGCAGCAUGCUUAUUGAGCAAAGCAAGGACAAUGGAGUGGACAUCUACGAGCCCUUAUACACACAGGGAGAAACUAAAGUCCUGAAGCUCAAGAACCUUCGGCCCAAGGACUUUGCUGACUACACCUGCCAAGUGUCUGUGAGGAAUGUGUGCAACAUUGAAGAUCGCUCUGUUACCUUCCGCCUCACUAAUGCUACAACUCCUCCAAUGAUCCGCAUGUCUGUGAAUGACACAGUGGUGGUGGACCCUGGGCAGGACGUCAUCAUCACCUGUGAGGUGACAGCGGGCUUCCCCCCUCCCACAGUAACAUGGUCUCGCUCACCGGGACCCCUCCCCCUUAGUGCCCAGGUCAGAGGUCAAACUCUGAUCCUGAGGGCUGUUACCCCAGCAGAUGCGGGCUUCUACAACUGUUCAGCUGUCAACAAUGUGGGAAACCCAGCACGCAAGAAUGUCCAACUGGUUGUUAGAUCAAUGAGCAACUUAACCUUCCAGAUCACGCCUGACACUAGCAAAGACGGGGAGUCGAUUCAGAUGACCCGUGACCUGAAGCUCUCGUGCCACGUGGACGCCACUCCCCAGGACAAGGUCAACUACACCUGGUACAAGAACGGAGCUCCCAUCUUUAACUCAGAAAGUUUGUCUCUGCUCAAAUCUGACCCCGACAUGGCCCCAGGCACCAGCAGUCUGGAGAUCUUUGAAAUGAAGUUCAGAGACCUUGCCAUUUACAGCUGUGUGGCCAACUUUCCCGGCAGCCGAGUGCCUGAGCUCCGAGUGGACAUGAAUAUCUCGCAGAACAGUGUGACUCCUCCUAUCCUGUCUCUGCCCCCUGGUGGACAGGUGGUGAGCGUGCGAGAAGGUGGUAACACCGACCUGGUGUGUUUGGUGGAUGGAAAGCCUCCUCCUCCGAUCUUGUGGUCCCGCAUGGAGAAGGACCUGCUGAUGCCCAAUGGGAGGCCUCAAAUGGAGACCAUGGAUGGGCGCCUGAGGCUGAGGAACGUGAGCAGAGACCUGAUGGGAGUGUACCGCUGCCAGACUGCGCCCUACAACGGACUCAACAUCAAGAAACGAGAGAUGAAUGUGCAGCUCAAUGUUCAGUAUCCCCCAAUCUUAGAUCCUGUAUAUCAAGACGUACGCUCUAGGAAUUACCAGAUGGUCACCCUGAGAUGCAACGUCCUGCGCGCAAACCCUCCUCGCCUCACUGAUAUCCGCUGGUUCCGCAAUGGGGACUUCAUCCGGAUGCCCAUGCCGGACCUAAAGGAAACCCCAGAACUCAAAUUAAAGCUUGAACCUACCAACAAUGGGUCCUAUGAGUGCAGAGUAAGCAACAGCGCCGGAACAUCCACAUGCACUUUUAAUGUCUCUGCACAGCCUUAUAACGCAGAGUUCUACUUCGACACACCAAAUCCAGUGCGAAUUCUUAAAGGAAACAACUAUUCCUACAAUCUGCAGUGGACACAGAAAGAUCCUGAGGCCACGGACAGCAUCAUUGGCUACUGGAUAAAUGUUCGCAAGAACAAGCAGAACCUGCUGUCCACACAGAUUAAUCUCAAAGGUAAAGAGCCAGAGAAGGGUGUGCUGCUGUCCUACACCAUCACAGACCUGAGGAUCCCUCUGUCCUACGAGGUCCGUCUGGCCCCCAUCACCACCUACAGCACGGGGGACUACGUCAGCCGCAUCAUUCAGUAUUCAGAACCCUACACAUACCCCAGACCUUCAGAUCACGUUUGUGGUUUCGAGGACGGGCGCAUAUGUGGCUUCUCUCAGGACCGCGGCGAUGUGUUUGAUUGGACGAGACAGAAUCACCUGACACAGAAUCCUAAACGUUCAGCCAAUACUGGCCCAGAGACUGACCGCAGUGGAACAAAAGAGGGUUACUACAUGUACAUUGAAGCGUCGCGCCCCAGAGUACAAGGGGACAGAGCCCGUCUUCUGUCACCACUUUUUAAUGUAACCUCUGUCAGGGGCCCCAAGGGGUCUGGCCGCGUCCCAUACUGCGUGUCCUUCUACUACCACAUGAAGGGCAAACACAUAGGAACUCUGAAUGUUCUGUUGAGAGUCCGCAGCAUCGCGUCUGUGGACACUGUUCUAUGGUCCAAAUCUGGUCACCAAGGCCCAGACUGGAAGAAAGCCUUCUUUGACCUCAGCCCCAGUGGACCUUUUCAGAUUGUGUUUGAAGGCAUCCGUGGUCCCAGUUUUGAGGGCGACAUUGCCAUUGACGAUGUGUCCAUUACCCUGGGGAAGUGCAAACAGGAGAACACUGUAGCCAGCGCAGUUCUGAUUGGUGGAUCUGCCUCUCUCCCAUUGGCCAGCUGGCUGACCUUUGGCCUUACCUGCCUCCUGUCGCUUCUCUUCAGAUGAUGAGCACUGGUUUCCACUGACAAUAUGAACAAGGACUGUCUUUCCCUCCUCCACCUGCUCUCCUCUAUCUAAUCAUAUGCUGUACCCCUCAUGUACCUCUGGCCUCUCAUAGCACACUAUCAUACUUAAUAAGUCUGUCUUUUCUGUCUUCUCUUUUCCCAAACGCACUUAUAACUGUAUUUAGGUGAGCAUCUUAAUGAUCUUCAGAACUUCAUAAUGUCUUCAUAUAACCUUAUUAGAUUCAGCCAUGUCAGCGUCUCACUUUCCAUACAAUUAACCUUCCCACAUGCACUUUGUCUUGUCUCCAUCUACGCCCCAUCCCAAAUUCCCCAAUCCCAAGUCCUGUUCCAAAGACACACCAAAGUGUCGGACACUCUACCAAAGAUGACUAUGGACCUUGAAGGACUAAAAGAAUGAUGAAUGAAAAGAAACGCUGGGAAUCUUUUUCAAGGACACUGUUUCCUAUUUUUGUUGGAAAUCACUUAUGGACUACAAGAAAUGAAAGGACAAAUUCAGAAAAUGAGGAAACAAGAAAGCAAGAGAGUGCCAAGCCCACUUUUUGCUUGCUACAAGAGACAAACCUCAGCGCGGAUAUACGUGUACAUUUAUCUAUAUAUACCUAUAUAUAAUGAAAUAUAAUGAGAGUUUAAACAGCAACAUGACUGGGACAGUGCAGGACGUUAAGUCUAUUUGAAAAAGCACAAUGUUUAUACAACCUCUGCUGGUCAUUUGAGUUCCAUCCUACUAAAUAUGUAAUGUUGAUUUGACAUAUUCAGUGUUUUUGAUAUUUUAUUUUAGAUUUAUAUUCAAAUUGGUUAAAAAAUGAUUACUGUAUUUUAUGGUAUGAAAGGGAAGUGAAGAAUUGUGCACUUUGGCAACAAACAACCAAUACUCUGUAUCCUCAAUAACUUCUCAGUAAGACCUCAGUACAUGCCUCAUCCUCUCUUUGCCAACAACUACUAAUGGACGCCAUAUUGUCUAAGUGCAUAAAAUAAUAGUUUGGGGCUGCUUUUUGAUCCAACCAUUUUUCUACUUGAUGACAGUA
Molecule: messenger RNA, 4376 nt
Organism: Periophthalmus magnuspinnatus
Lineage: Eukaryota; Metazoa; Chordata; Actinopteri; Gobiiformes; Gobiidae
Product: MAM domain-containing glycosylphosphatidylinositol anchor protein 1
Exons: 18
Coding region: 461-3331 (956 amino acids)
Biological process (GO): homophilic cell-cell adhesion; synapse organization
Cellular component (GO): axon; neuronal cell body; plasma membrane
Molecular function (GO): axon guidance receptor activity; protein binding
Source: RefSeq, a predicted model, not a curated record